GGACGUGCCUGCGGCAGCCCCCAGCCAGCACCAGGUCUCCGGGUGCACUGGGCUCAGCUCCUCGCCUGAAUGAAGCCCGUGGUGGUGCAGCCGUGUCCUGCUGCACACAAAACAGUGGGGCACAGGAACGGGAUGACCCUCCACCUGCAGACCUGGCCCUGUGCCCCGUCCCUUCUGCCCUUUGGAGCUGCUCCAUGCACCCGCGCUGUCCCCAGGAUCUGCUCGAGGACAUCCACGGGCAGGCUGGAGACAUGGGGGACCAGCCCCGUCCACUGGGCAGCAGGGAUCCAAAAAGCCACCUCCGCAAGGUGCUGAAGGAGCUGUCGCUGCUCAGGCUGCUGAAGCGCACGAACCGCAGGAUCCUGCGGCUGCACGCCGUGGCCGUGCAGUGCUGGCACUCGCUGGCGGCGCAGGGGCUGCCCGGCCUCCUGCCGCUCCCUCCCAGGAUGUGCCACCUCACACCAAAGCCACAGGAGGUCACGGAGGAGGCCGUUGGCAGCCCAGCAACCAACACCACCAGCAGCAAGGAUGUGCCCAUGGACCCCGAGACGGGGACCCCGCCGGGGGAUCCCCAGCCGCUCGCCAAGGACCAGGGGGCUGGCGAGGCCAAGAAGGACUUGCUGGGGACCCUGCCCCAGCGCUUCCACUUGCCGGCCCCCAAAGUGCUCUGCCGGCCGUCGGCCCAGCGCUGGGUCAAACCCUGCUGCACCCGCUCCUGCGGCGAGAGCCUGGAGCACACGCUCACCAUCCGCUACCCGCAGUGAGGGCGAGGCGCCGCUGCCAUCGGUACGAACCCCAAGGUGCAGCAUGCCCUGCUGGCUGGGCAGGAGUCUUUCCACCUCGGGGACCCCUGUUAAGGCCCAGCUCGUUAGCAAGGUGGUUGUGCUGCUGGCUUUCCUUCCAGGGCUGCCGGAGGUUCGGGGCUGGGAGGAGCAGGAGGUGAGCUCCCGAGAGGAGAUCUGUGGGGUGAGCCCUUGUGCUGUGAAUAAAGGGAGUGAGCUGCAUCUCCCUGACCCAGA
Messenger RNA from Anas platyrhynchos (mallard), 1019 nucleotides. Lineage: Eukaryota; Metazoa; Chordata; Aves; Anseriformes; Anatidae. The record is from RefSeq and is a predicted model, not a curated record.